UUGCUGGCUCACCUGUCUCCCUGACUGUCACAGAUGUUGUGUUGGAGAUGGAUCCUACAUCUGUGUCAGAGGGGGAGAAUGUCACACUGAGAUGUAGAACCAAAUGUACACUGGACCCCAUCCCAGUCUACAGUUGGUAUAAGAAUGGACAGUCUAUACCAAACAGCAACACCUCCUCUCCUGUCUAUAUCCUUUUCUCAGUCAGCAGUGAGGAUGCAGGCAGAUACUCCUGUUCUGUAGAAGGACAUGAGGAUCUCCCCUCUGCUGAUGAGACUCUCACUGUCAGAUAUGGACCAAGGAACACCUCAGUGUCAGUUAGUCCCUCUGGUGAAAUAGUGGAGGGCAGUUCAGUGACUCUGACCUGCAGCAGUGAUGCCAACCCACCUGUGGACAAAUACACCUGGUACAAGAAGAACGUAACCUCACCAAAAGCAUCAGGACAGAGUUACAGCAUUACUUCUAUCAGCUCUGAGGACAGAGGAGAAUACUACUGUGAAGCUAGCAACAUUAAAGGGACAGAGACUUCCAUCCCUGUCCAUAUUAAUGUCAUGUCAGUGUUUCCCUGGGUUCCUGUAAUGGGGGUGGGGGCUGUCCUGACUGCUGGAGCUCUGCUCCUCACCAUCUACUGCACUCUGAAGAGGAGAUCCACAGGAGGAAGUGACGCCACAGCAGACACACAGAGUGUCCAUCAUGACCCUAACAGUGACACGUACACAGGUCUGAACAUGAGGACCAUGUCACCUGACUACGACACUCUGGCAAGUGUCCAUCCUGACCCUAACAGUGACAUGUGCACAUCUAUGAAGAAGAAGACCAGAUCACCAGAGUGACACCCUGGGAAUUAAGGGACUCCCCUGUGACACAGACCCUCAGAUAGAUGCUGAGCCCUCCGAUUAUCAGAACUGAAGCAAACCACCACAGAACCUGGACAGUGACACAGACCCUCAGAUAGAUGUUGAGCCCUCCGAUUAUCAGAACUGAAGAGAACCACCACAGAACCUGGACUGAAGUCAACCAACACAGAACCUGGACUGUAGAGAACCAUAACAGAACCUGGUCCGAAGAGAAGAGAACCCCCAAUGUUUUUUCCUUGUAAUGUUAAUUAAAUAUAUUGAAGAUAAAUA
Oncorhynchus kisutch (coho salmon) is the source of this 1124-nucleotide messenger RNA. Its product is annotated as B-cell receptor CD22-like. The transcript is spliced from 8 exons. Gene Ontology annotation, cellular component: membrane. Gene Ontology annotation, biological process: cell-cell adhesion. NCBI's taxonomy places the organism in Eukaryota, Metazoa, Chordata, Actinopteri, Salmoniformes, Salmonidae. Bases 48 to 830 code for a protein of 260 amino acids. The record is from RefSeq and is a predicted model, not a curated record.